CCUCCGGUGACGUCAGCCACAGGGCGGGGCUAACAUUCCUGCCUUGUACACUUUUGUCUCUACGUGGAGAAAGCAGGACACAAAACUGGACGCACUGUCUGGAAUUUCAAGCGCACCGACAUCACACAUUUCUCUGACUGACCGGCUCUGGUCAAUCACAGAAAAAUGUCUGGGAAAAUAUCAAAGGAAGAGCACGAUGAGUUAAAUGAGAUGUUUCAGAAGAUUGAUCUGGAUGGCGACGGCCAUAUCUGUCAGUACGAACUCCAGGAGCUCCUCAAUGACUGCGGCCAUCGCGUGCCCGGAUACAAGAUCCGAGAGAUCAUCGAGACACUUGAUCGCAACAACGACGAUAAGAUCUGCUUUAACGAGUUUUUGGGGAUUGUCCAGGACCUAAAGGGAAAGGAAAUAGCUAAGACUUUCCGCAAGGCCAUUAACAAAAAGGACGGAAUCCGAGCAGUUGGCGGGAUGUCGGAGCAGUCGAGUGAAGGCACGCAGCACUCCUUCUCCGAGGAGGAACGGUUCGCCUUUGUGAACUGGAUCAACAAGGCUCUGGAGCAAGACCCCGACUGCCAACACGUCCUGCCUAUGAAUCCCAACGGGGACUGCCUCUUCAAAUCGGUCGCUGACGGCAUUGUACUCUGCAAAAUGAUCAACCUGUCGGUACCGGACACCAUCGACGAGAGGACCAUCAAUAAGAAGAAGCUGACGCCGUUUACUAAACAGGAAAAUCUGAACCUGGCCCUGAACUCUGCCUCGGCCAUCGGCUGCCACGUGGUGAACAUCGGCGCGUUGGACCUGAGAGACGGGAAGCCCCACCUGGUUCUGGGCCUGCUGUGGCAAAUCAUCAAGAUCGGCCUGUUCGCGGACAUCGAGCUCAGCAGAAACGAAGCGCUGGCGGCGUUGCUGAGAGACGGGGAAACUCUGGAGGACCUGAUGAAGCUGUCGCCGGAGGAGCUGCUGCUGCGCUGGGCCAACUUUCACCUGGAAAAUGCCGGCCAGCCCAAGAUCAGCAACUUCAGCACUGACAUCAAGGAUUCCAAGGCCUAUUUCCACCUCCUGAAUCAGAUUGCACCAAAAGGCAAAGAAGAGAACGAGCCGUACAUAGACAUCAACAUGUCGGGCAUCAACGAGAGGGACGACUUGAAGAGGGCAGAAGCCAUGCUGCAGCAGGCCGACAGGCUCGGCUGUCGGCAGUUCGUCACCCCGGCUGACGUCGUCAGCGGAAACCCCAAGCUCAACCUGGCGUUUGUUGCCAACCUGUUUAACAAAUACCCGGCGCUGACCAAGCCUGAGAACGAGGACAUCGACUGGGGACUGCUGGAAGGGGAGACAAGAGAAGAGAGGACAUUCCGAAACUGGAUGAACUCCCUGGGAGUGAACCCCCAUGUCAAUCAUCUGUACGGAGACCUGCAGGAUGCCUUGGUCAUCUUUCAACUCUAUGAAAAGAUCAAAGUGCUUGUUGACUGGAAAUGCAAGGUCAACAAGCCGCCCUACCCGAAGCUGGGCGCCCACAUGAAAAAGCUGGAGAACUGUAACUACGCAGUGGACCUCGGUAAAGACGCAAAGUUCUCCCUGGUUGGCAUCGGCGGGCAGGACCUGAACGAUGGCAACCCCACCCUGACCCUCGCGCUGGUGUGGCAGCUGAUGAGGAGGUAUACGUUGAAUGUACUGGAGGAUUUGGGUGACGGAACAAAAGUGAACGACCCCGUCAUUGUAAAGUGGGUCAACGAAACGCUGGCAAAUGCUGGAAAAUCAUCCAAGAUUUCGAGUUUCAAGGACAAAGAGAUCAGCAGCAGCCUCGCGGUCCUGGAGCUGAUCGACGCCAUCCAGCCCGGCAGCAUCAACUACGACCUGAUAAAGACAGGCAGCCUGUCUGAAGAGGAGAAGCUUGAAAACGCGAAAUACGCCAUCUCGAUGGCGAGGAAGAUCGGCGCCCGUGUCUACGCUCUGCCCGACGACCUGGUGGAGGUCAAGCCCAAAAUGGUGAUGACGGUCUUCGCCUGCUUGAUGGGCCGAGGGAUGAAUCGAUGCUAAGCGACCGGCACAGAUCGUUUUUAAACUCAACACUACCCAGAAGCCAUCAGCAUUUUCAAAGAUUGAGAUAAAAUUAAAGACAUGAAGUUUGUUUUUUGUUUUUUGUUUUUUUUUGUAAUGACUCAAAAUCCUACAUUUGCAUGUCUCCCUGUUUCUUAUGAUUAACAGUUUGAAGGAUACCGUGCUGUCCUCUUGCUUGAAAUGAGGGUACAGUUGUAAAAUUUCUUUCAUCAGGUUGUCCCUUAACUGAUGCGGAUGUCUUAAUGUACAAGAAUACUGUUUUUUUGUUUUUUUUCUAAAUAAGUAUGCAUAUUUCCAGCAGCAAGGUUGUUUACAUAUUUUUACUCAAACUUUAAAAUUCUUGCCUUGAAUAAGCAACACAUUCCUGAAUACCAUGCUUAUGAAGAAGUGCUUAAACUGGGUCUGAGAAGGAGAAGGGACGGUGAGCUGGCGUUGUUUCGGUGGAGCGCACAUUAAAAACACACCCGAACAUUUCCUCUCACCUCAUGAAGUUAGAGCAUGCCUUAAUAACUGGCACCGUAAACGCUGACAUAUCUCUAUGCAGAAGCCAUACGGUCAGAAUAUAAGAAUGGCCAGCCUGAUGUGCGAUCUGUACUCGUUUCUUGGGAUUAUUAUGCUUCAUAAAUGCUGUUUCGGGGGUCGUCUCGUCCGUGUUGUAUUGGAUAUCUGUUGUUUUUUUUGUUUUUUUUUGUAUUGUUUUUUUUCUUUUCUCGUGCUACUUUGGAUGACGAGCUGGCUGACUCGACUCUCCUGGCUUCUGCUGUGCCUUCCUCUCUCCGAGAGUACUUUAAGGUGUCGUUUUGUUUUUUUGUAUCCAACAGUACCAAAUAAUAUAAACAGCAGCGUCAUUCCAGGUUAGCCUCAUGAUAUUCCGUGACAACGACCGAAUUGUAUUUGGUCUCAUGUUAAUAUCUGCUUUCCACGUACCAAUAAAUAUGACUUUGUAAACAGCUCA
This is a messenger RNA of Salarias fasciatus (jewelled blenny), 3010 nucleotides long. RefSeq names its product plastin 3 (T isoform) (gene pls3). Gene Ontology annotation, cellular component: actin filament; cytoplasm; actin filament bundle. Gene Ontology annotation, biological process: actin filament network formation; actin filament bundle assembly. Lineage: Eukaryota; Metazoa; Chordata; Actinopteri; Blenniiformes; Blenniidae. The record is from RefSeq and is a predicted model, not a curated record. Gene Ontology annotation, molecular function: actin filament binding; calcium ion binding. The transcript has 16 exons. The coding region runs from base 166 to 2034 and encodes 622 amino acids.